Lucilia sericata (common green bottle fly) is the source of this 974-nucleotide messenger RNA. RefSeq names its product homeobox protein SMOX-5-like. The record is from RefSeq and is a predicted model, not a curated record. Lineage: Eukaryota; Metazoa; Arthropoda; Insecta; Diptera; Calliphoridae. The annotation marks the transcript as partial. Gene Ontology annotation, molecular function: DNA binding; DNA-binding transcription factor activity, RNA polymerase II-specific. Gene Ontology annotation, biological process: regulation of DNA-templated transcription. The transcript has 3 exons.
AUCCUGCCACCUUAAACAUUUUUGCCACACGACCGAAUCCCAAAAAGAAACGCAAAAGUCGAACAGCAUUCACUAAUCAUCAGAUAUUUGAGCUGGAAAAACGAUUCCUCUAUCAAAAAUACCUAUCGCCGGCAGAUAGAGAUGAAAUUGCCGCCGGUCUAGGACUCUCAAAUGCGCAGGUGAUUACAUGGUUCCAGAACAGACGUGCCAAACUAAAGCGGGACAUGGAGGAACUCAAAAAGGAUGUUGAAAGUGUGAAACAAUUACACGACCAGUCAGCCGACAUCAGCAGCCGCCCAGCAGCACAGCCCCCACACAGCCUACCCCACAUGCGGAAGUCCAUACAGCAGCGCUUACACAUGGCAACCAUACUACGGGAGUCUACAGCCACACAACAGCAAACUCAGGAAGACUAUCAACAACAGCAACAGGGAACAACAUUUCAACAGUACAGCUGUCACAACAUCAACACCAGCAGCACCACCACCACCUCAUCAACACUACAACAACCAACACGUGCAAUGAAAGAAGAGACGAAAGCAUUCACUCAAGCGGAAGUUAUGAGGACUCUCAACUACAAAAUCUCCAACUGCAGCAGCAACAGCCACAACAACAUCAACCCCGCAACUUACAAGUCAACCACAGUCGAGGAUAAAAAGGAUAUAAAAUUAUUGAAAAUGUUUACACUGAUUCAUUACAGUCAAGAAAAGCAAAGAAAUUUAAAUUUGUAAUUUGAAACCAUAUUAAGGAAAGAAAAUUUAUCUCUGCAAUCUUUCUUUUUUCCAAUUCCUUAAGGUUGAUUAAGUUAAUAAUAAAUUUAUAUAUAAUUUGCAAUAUUUGCCAAAUUACGAAUAUAUACGUAUGAGUAUGUAAGUAUGUAGUUAAAUGAAAAUUGUUUAUGAGAAAAUUUUUCUUUUUCUAUUAAUUAUCUUAAAUUAAUGUCUGCGUAUGUAGUAAGUUUAUGUCUGUAAUGU